Camellia sinensis is the source of this 1602-nucleotide messenger RNA. RefSeq names its product Zinc finger C-x8-C-x5-C-x3-H type family protein (gene OZF2). The record is from RefSeq and is a predicted model, not a curated record. NCBI's taxonomy places the organism in Eukaryota, Viridiplantae, Streptophyta, Magnoliopsida, Ericales, Theaceae. Gene Ontology annotation, molecular function: metal ion binding.
UAUACCAAACUUCACCGAGUUGGUUUACAGAGACAACACAAACAACGAAGAUGAUGAUAGGAGAGCGAAAUCACUUCCCAAAUCCGACGGUCCACGUCCCUCCAUGGUCUCUCCUUCAUGAUCCAACGGUUGAUAAUUGUUUUCAGUACGGUGUAACCAACAAUGCCGACGAGUACCCUCCGUACGAUGCUCUGGCGGCGCUGUACCGUUACUUGCCGUCAAACGACGUCGAUUUGGACUCCGACGAGUUGGUUGGUGAGUCGGAUCACGGAGUCGACUCCGAUAACUUCAGGAUGUUCGAGUUCAAGGUCCGAAAGUGUACCCGAGGCCGAUCACACGACUGGACGGAGUGUCCGUUUGCUCAUCCGGGGGAGAAAGCCCGCCGGAGAGACCCGAGAAAGUACCACUAUUCGGGUACGGCUUGCCCCGAGUUCAGGAAGGGGAAUUGUAAGAAGGGUGAUGGGUGUGAGUUCGCGCAUGGCGUGUUCGAGUGCUGGCUCCACCCGGCUCGGUACCGGACUCAACCCUGUAAGGAUGGGUCGAACUGUCGCCGCCGGGUCUGCUUCUUCGCGCACUCGCCGGACCAGCUUCGGGUUCUGAGCUCGAGAACUCCGGGUUUGCCCGAAUCGUAUGAUGGGUCGCCGCAGAGGUUGGCUUUCAUGUCGCCGGAGUCUGUUUCGCCUCCGUCGGAGUCGCCGCCGCUGUCGCCGUCGCUGGGUUCGAACUCCAUUAACGAAAUGGUUCUCUCUCUGCGUCAGUUACAGCUUAACAAGGUCAAAUCCAUGCCUUCUUCGUGGGGUCUUCAGAUGAGUGGGUCUGGUUUCGGGUCACCAAGGUUGUCCAUGACCCGACCCACUUUCUGUAGCUUGCCGUCGACUCCGACUAUGACCCCGACCCGGAAGGUGAUCGGACCGUUUGAUCUUGAGGAGGAACCCGUGAUGGAGAGGGUAGAGUCGGGUAGGGAUCUUAGGGUCAAGAUGUUCGAGAAAUUAAGCAGGGAGAACCCGCUGGAUCGGGCUGAACCGAAACAACCUUCUCCGGGUCCAGAUGUUGGGUGGGUCUCUGAGCUGGUAAAGUGAAGUGGGUUCUGGUUCUUGUUCAUGAUUUUCUUGGGUUGGGUUAUUUGGUGAUAGAUAUUUAUAUAUAUAUAUAUAUAUUUUUCUUAUUUUUCUUAUCUUUUUUCUACCUAAAUGUGAAUAUUAUGAAAAUAUAUAUUAGAGAGAGAGAGAGAGAGAGAGAGAGAGGAAUAUCAUUUUGGAAGCAACAAUUUGAAGAUUUGGAAGUGUACAAGUAGUGGAAUCAUAUCUAAAAAAUAUGUAGGGAUAUCUCUUUUUAGGGGAAUUUUCUGAGAGAUUAAGGAAGGAAUUUGGGGAAGACAUUUUGUAUAGACAGGACUGUGGUCUGCCUAGGAAAGAGGGGGCAGAACAUUGGAUUUUCCCCUUUUUUUCUUUAUUUUGGCUCUCUCGCAAUAGUAUUUAUUUUGUGUUGUGAUCAUCUUCAAUUAACUCAUUGUAUUGUUCAAAUUUAAUUAUGUUCAGUGCCGAUAUUAAUGUAAUGGAAAUAUUUGAUCAAAUAUUUUAAAGUGUUCCUUCAUUUUCUUUA